Solea solea (common sole) is the source of this 4996-nucleotide messenger RNA. It is a transcript of the gene dusp8a, whose product is annotated as dual specificity phosphatase 8a. NCBI's taxonomy places the organism in Eukaryota, Metazoa, Chordata, Actinopteri, Pleuronectiformes, Soleidae. Gene Ontology annotation, molecular function: MAP kinase tyrosine/serine/threonine phosphatase activity; protein tyrosine/threonine phosphatase activity. Gene Ontology annotation, cellular component: cytoplasm. The record is from RefSeq and is a predicted model, not a curated record. Bases 701 to 2509 code for a protein of 602 amino acids. Gene Ontology annotation, biological process: protein dephosphorylation; negative regulation of MAPK cascade. The transcript is spliced from 5 exons.
AGAGAGAGAGAAAGAGGGAGGGAAGAGGAAGGGAGAGGGAGGAGUGUCAGCCAGCGACUGAGCCAAUGAGAGACGAGGAGAGUGAAGCAGCACAACAAUAGUGGGCUGCUCUUCUGGCUGUGGACUCAGAGAAGGAGCUCAGAGAGAGAGAGACACACACACAGACGCUGCAUAAACCAGCUGCAGGCAGAUUACAGCUGGCGUUUGUGUACAGGCAAUACAGGAUACUCACUUUUGUUCUUCCAUGCCCUCUCUGCUCCAGCCACAAAACCACAGAAUUGCAAAAAAAAUAUUGACACAGGAGCGUUUUAGGAAUUCUUUUUUUAUUUCUAUUUUUCUGCUGUGAUUGCAUAGGACUGUUGAACUUGAGGAGUGUGUCCGUAGAGAGUUUGGACCUUUUUUUUUUGUGCUUGGUCAAUUCUUUAAAAGUCAUUGCCUGGACAUUGGAACAGCUGACGAGACCAGAGUGUGUUUGGACACUCGUGGGAGGCAGCUUUGCCAACUUUGGAUUUUUACAGUCAGAGUGUGGGCUCACCUCUGUCAGCCCUUUGAGGAGAACUUCUGUUUGUCUGCUCUGACAUUUUUUUGUGCAGCCAAGGAAAGGGGGGGGGGCAUUGAUCGCUCCAUCCCUGAAGAGUGGAGCACCAGAACAUUUUGAUCUGAGUGUGUGUGAGCGAGGCGCAAGAUUGUGUUCUGGGGGAUGCCUCUGGAUGUGGUGAUUGCGCCAGCGGAGGACUGUUUUUGGCCGGACCUGCAGGGCACAGACAUGAGACUGAAGAUCAGGGUCCGCCGUAUGAAGGAGGGGAGAGAGCUGCGAGGAGGUUUUGCUGCUUUCUCUUCCUGUUUCCCCGGCCUGUGUGAGGGGAAGCCUGCCACUGCUCUGCCUAUGAGCUUAUCCCAGCCCUGUUUGCCCGUGGCUAAUGUAGGGCCCACUCGCAUCCUGCCACACCUCUACCUGGGUUCACAGAAGGACGUCCUCAAUAAGGAUCUGAUGGCUCAGAAUGGUAUCACUUACGUGCUGAAUGCGAGCAACACCUGCCCCAAGCCAGACUUCAUCAGUGAGAGUCAUUUCAUGCGCAUCCCGGUCAAUGACAACUACUGUGAGAAAUUGCUUCCCUGGCUGGACAAAACCAAUGAAUUCAUAGACAAAGCUAAGGUGUCAAACUGCAGAGUCAUUGUGCACUGCCUGGCUGGAAUCUCGCGUUCAGCGACCAUCGCUAUUGCAUACAUCAUGAAGACAAUGGGCUUGUCAUCAGAUGAUGCCUACAGGUUUGUAAAAGACCGGAGACCGUCCAUAUCCCCCAACUUUAACUUCCUCGGUCAGCUGCUGGAGUUUGAGAAGGGCCUGCAGUUACUCCAGGCUUUGACUUCAACGUCUGACGAGAACAUUUCUGAAAACAACAGCAAGCAAAGCUCUGACAUUAAUGGAGUGGACACAGGUUUCGCGAUGAACGGACAUCACGGCAACAAUGACUCAUCUGCGGCAGAUCCACACAUCCCAGCAGAACCCAAGCUACCAUCACCCAUCUCCCUCCAGCAAGGCUUCAAUGGCCUGCACCUCUCCGCAGAGAGGAUCAUGGACACUAACCGGCUCAAACGCUCCUUCUCGCUGGACAUUAAAUCUGUCUACUCCCCCAACAGUCCCCGUUGCCCCAGCCUGGCACCCACGCACUCUGAAGACGUCCCCAAGCUCUGCAAGCUUGACAGUCCAGGAACUGGCACCUCAAAUGGUGUCUGUUCCCAGUCUCCAAUCCUAGACAGCCCCAGCCCGUCGGAUUCUCCAUUCCCCUCACCAGGCAGCAGCGGCAGCAUAGGGGGUUUGGGGCUCGGAGGAAGUGAAGUCCAUCGGUCUAGUUCUUCGUCCUCCAGACCCAGGAGAAAACCUAAGCACAGCUCCAGCAGUUCACCAGUCCACGCACAACCACACCAACCUCCACAGUCCCUCAGCUUGUCACUGGACCACAAGAACCCCAACCAGGACGAGAACUUAAAAGGCUCCCUGCUCCUCUCGCUACCCUCGCUGCCCACUGUGGGGUCUGGAACCAUGUGGACCAAACACAGAGACACUGUCCAGGCCACUACUCCCGUCACACCAGUCACACCCACCACUGAUGCCCCCUGGCACUUUGGGGCAUCGGAGGGCGGUGAGAGGGGAAUGGAUCUAGGAGAGGGCGGAGAUGGAGGAGGGGAGGAGUCAUCCGUGAGGUUUGGCAGCAGCUCAGCGUAUGUGGCGUUUGGGUGCAGUGAAGGUGUGCGGUUACGAGACAAAUCUCUGAGGGAGAAGCCCUCAGCGCCGCAAACACAGAGAGACUCCACGUCAUCAUCCGCCAUGUCCCUGUCCAGCAGCUCGAACAACAGCGGGCCUGUGGCGGAGAAGCAGUUCAAGCGGCGCAGCUGUCAAAUGGAGUUUGAGGACGGGAUCGCUGAAACGCGGUCCCGAGAGGAGCUGGGGAAGAUCGGGAAACAGUCAAGCUUCUCUGGAAGCAUGGAGAUCAUUGAGGUAUCCUGACAGAUAAUGGACUUCAUCAGAGAUGUCCUAUGGGGACGAAAAUAGACCUUGUUUGAAGGUGUUCAAGAAGGGGACAUAUGAGGAGGAGCACAAGAUGUGUCUUUUAUGCUCCCCUCACUGACAGUGUUAAAGACUCCUACUGAGAGAAGGACAAAUAGAGACACAAGCUGAGAGUUAAUGUGAAAAGGUUUAGCAAGUGAAUUAGCAUCGGCACCUGGACAGACAGAGCCUAAGACGUGGUGCUCAGCAGACCAUAACCAUCCUGAACUCUCAUAGAAAUCUGAAGAAAAGCCUGGAUGAGGGUGGGUGACUGUAAUGUAGGUACUGAAAAUAUUCGGUCACAGAUUUAAAAAAGAAAAAAAAAAAAGGAACAACACAGGUUAAGUGAACAUUGCAUCCUUAUUACAUAGAAAACCCCUAUUUUGACAGCGUUUGGACAAAAACUGCUUGCCUGUGGUCAAAUGUAGUGUGCUUCAGUGGGUGUAUAUCUUGUGAUUCGAACCAAGCCCCAUGUUUUUUCGCCCAGAGCUUCACCCCGGUGUAAAGAAAGCCUCAAAACCUCGCACGACUACGUCCCCACCCCCAGACUCCCGGCGGCUCUGCAUUACAGCGUUGAUAGCUCUACAGACUCCUUUUUAAAAAGCACCGUCUCCUCACAGAGAUCCCAAGGACUUAAUCAAAGGUGGUACUGCAUCAAAACAAUGAAGGAUCCUCAGCGAGGGGAAAGACUUUGAGUUGAAGACUCUUAGUGACGGGCAGUGACACGUCCCCCCCCACCACCCUACAAAGCACAGAGUGUCUUUCCUGACUUUGGCUCCCUUGUUUCAAGUGUUAACAGCGUGACGGGACUGAGGUUUCAGGAUGUUGACGAGGGUUUCUCUCUAAAGCCCUUCAUCUCCUUUAACCCACACACCCCACACACACCCCUUCACCAUUGCUCCCAGUCACCACCUAUGGUCACCACUGAGCAUGCACCAGAAAGGCUGACUACAGAGAGACAAAUACUAUAUAUACAAUAUGAAUAUAUGGACUUUUUUUGUUGUUAUAGUUUUAAUUUAUUGUACUGGUUCAUUCUGGUAAUGAGAAAUAAUAUAAUGUUUUGUGGAUUUAUUUCUUUUCUUCUUUUUCUUUUGAAUUAUUAUUGUUAUUAUUAUUAUUAUUAUUAUUAUUAUUAUUUGCUGUAUGGUAUUUAUGAACACACACUCGUACAAAUACACACAUUCAACAAAUUCAAGCGAGCAAUAUGUGCUGUUCCUUCUUUGGGGGAGAGUGAUGUAUGACUUUGAAAUGCACUUUUCUGCUUUCUGAUGAACAGUUGUGAUUAUUCCAUUCACACCCUGGCAAUUUAAUAUUCAAAAAAAAAAAAAAGCCGAGCGAGUUGAGUUUUGGUUCAUGUGAGAGCGUCGUCUGUGGUGUGGGUUUAUCACAAGCGAGGGCUGAAGCGUUCGACUAAAGAGACGUUUCAGAGACACACACACUACGAUCACUCACACACACAGUGGGACAUUAUUUCCUGCCACUGUCAUCAGGGCUUGCAUAGCAACAACUAUAUGCAAACAGACACGCUCUCUUUCACAAGACUCCCAGUGUCCUCUCCGGAAAGCCAGCUCCAAGUUCACCAGUCGUCGUCAUCAUCAUAGUACGUCCCAACAAAGCUGAAACCAACGCUCACACUCAUACCCGUACUGUAUUGUACCCAUGAUAUAUUCACUCCUGUAGAACAUAAGCCCAAACACACGCACCCUUUUUUUUCAUUCUCAGGGGAUCUUUCAGUGAGCCAAGCCCGACACAGGGUUCAUAGCUGCUGGUACAUCAGCACAAUGCAUGUCCGUAAAGCUCCCUCGCUUUCUCUCUCUCUCUCUCUCUUUUUUUUUAUUAUUCUUCUUCUUAUUUUCAUAUUUGUCCAAAGCUUCGAUUUAACAAAAAUCAGCAUAACAAAAAGGAAAGGGAAAAAAUAAAAGAGGAUUUUUCAUAUCCUGAGGUGAAAGAAAUGAAAACUUUGCUCUCCUGGUGCGAGACGGUUUAUUUAUUUAUGAUGUAAAAUGUGUUUCUUUUCCUUUGACCCUUGAUUAGCUGUUAUCUUUGGCAACCUUUGACCUUUGUGCUGCUGCAGCUCCAGUAAGUUUCGGAUAGAUUCCUGUGUUCCCAUGAGGCGCGAGCAACCUCUCCCCAUCCUCCUCCCUCUAUUUUUAAGAAAUGUUGUUAGAUUUAUUUAUGACAUGUAACAAAGAUGAUGCAGGCUGUCCCAUUUGCUAAAGUUGCUGUUGUUAUCAUUAUUAUUAUUAUGAUUAUUAUUAUUAUUAUUAUUACUUGUAAAUAUCAAUGCAUCUAAGAACACUGAUGACUUUAGAUGAGUUUUUAAAAGAAAAUCCUGAUACCUUAGGCUGCUUGACGCAAAAAUACCUCAGGUUCUAUUGAAAGGCUUUUCCUUCCCCUGUACAUGUUUUGUGAAAAUGAGACAAAAAUACAGACAUGACAAAAUACCAA